Messenger RNA from Pantherophis guttatus, 4454 nucleotides. RefSeq names its product dipeptidyl peptidase 9 (gene DPP9). The record is from RefSeq and is a predicted model, not a curated record. Lineage: Eukaryota; Metazoa; Chordata; Lepidosauria; Squamata; Colubridae. Gene Ontology annotation, biological process: proteolysis. Gene Ontology annotation, molecular function: dipeptidyl-peptidase activity; serine-type peptidase activity; cysteine-type peptidase activity.
GUGGCCGGCGGUUUCCCUUCCCCCCCCUCCUUCCCCCGUUUCCGGGACCUCCUGAGUCCACAGGAAAGGAAAUGGAGCGGGAGUGACGCCGCCGCGGGACCUCCCGACCCCUCCCUCCCCCCUUUUCCCCCCCACAGCGGACAAACCACGGCCUUGGGGGAGGCCGGCUCAGCCACGUCGUGAGUGUUUCUUAUCCCGUCUAAGGCUCGCUUAGCAGUUGAUGCAGAAAAUAAAGAGGGCUCGGCUGGAAAACGAAAGCACAGGAAGUUGGAGAAGUUCCUUGACCAGUUCUGGAGGAAGGCUGAAGAUGACCGCGGUGGACGCUCUGUCCGACAGCGCUGAGGCAGUAGAGAUGGAGGAUGCCUCCACGUCCCAGUUCCAGGUGGAGAAACACUCGUGGGAGGGGCUGCGUGACAUCAUUCACGGCAGCCGGAAGUACACAGGAAUGAUCGUGAACAAGGCCCCCCACGACUUCCAAUUCGUCCGUAAAACAGAAGAAUCGAGCCCUCACUCCCAUCGGCUAUAUUACCUGGGAAUGCCGUAUGGAAGCCGGGAAAAUUCUCUCCUAUAUUCGGAGAUUCCCAAAAAGGUACGGAAGGAAGCCCUCCUGCUGUUGUCAUGGAAGCAGAUGCUGGAUCAUUUCCAGGCGACUCCACACCACGGGAUGUACUCCAGGAGGAAGAGCUGCUGAGAACGGAAGCGCCUCGGGGUUUUCGGGAUCACCUCCUACGACUUCCACCGAGAGAGCGGCCUCUUCCUCUUCCAGCCAGCAACCCUCUUCUACUGUCGAGACGGAGGCCAAAAUGGCUUCAUGGUCUCUCCUAUGAAGCCGCUGGAAAUCCAGACGCAAUGCUCGGGACCCAGGAUGGACCCCAAAAUCUGCUCAGCGGACCCUUCCUUCUUCUCGUUCAUCAACAACAACGAUCUGUGGGUGGCGAACAUCGAGACGGGGGAAGAGCGGCGCCUGACUUUCUGCCAGAAAGGUUUAUCCAGUGUGCUAGACGAUCCUAAGUCAGCCGGUGUGGCCACUUUCGUCAUCCAAGAAGAAUUUGAUCGCUUUACAGGUUACUGGUGGUGUCCAACGUCUUGCCAAGAAGGGCCCGAAGGCUGGAAGACAUUGCGAAUUCUGUACGAGGAAGUCGAUGAAUCUGAGGUGGAGGUGAUUCACGUCCCUUCACCGGCCCUGGAAGAAAGGAAAACGGACACAUACCGGUAUCCCAGAACAGGCAGCAAAAAUCCCAAAAUCUCGUUAAAGCUAGCAGAGUUUCAAACCGACAGUCAAGGAAAGAUCGUUCAUGCCAGCGACAUGGAGCUGGUCCACCCCUUUGCUACCAUGUUCCCCAACGUGGAGUAUAUUGCGCGAGCGGGUUGGACCCGAGAUGGCAAAUACGCAUGGGCCAUGUUCCUCGACAGACCUCAGCAGCAGCUCCAGCUAGUCCUCUUCCCUCCCGCCCUCUUCAUCCCGGUACCGGAAAACGAGGAACAGCGCCUGGAAUUUGCCAAAGCCGUGCCCGAGGACACCCAUCCCUUCAUCGUCUACGAAGAAGUCACCAAUGUCUGGAUCAACGUCCAUGACAUCUUCUACCCUUUCGCCCAGUCAGAGGAGAAAGAGGACGAGCUGACUUUUCUCCGGGCGAAUGAAUGCAGGACGGGCUUCUGCCACCUGUACAGAGUCACAGCCAUCCUGCAGCGCAAGAUGUACGACUGGACUCAGCCGUACGUGCCUAGCAAAGGUGACUUCAAAUGCCCUCUGAAGGAAGAAGUGGCCCUCACGAGUGGAGAAUGGGAAGUUCUGGCCCGACAUGGGUACAAGAUUUGGGUCAACGAAGAAACGAAGCUGGUGUAUUUCCAGGGCACGAAGGAUACCCCUUUGGAACAUCACCUCUACGUGGUCAGCUACGAAUCUCCUGGUGAGGUCGUGCGACUCACUACCUUGGGCUUCUCCCAUAGCUGUUCCAUGAGUCAGAACUUCGAUAUGUUCAUCAGUCACUACAGUAGCGUCAGGACCCCUCCCUGUGUGCACGUUUACAAGCUCAGCGGCUCAGACGAAGACCCUCUUCACAAGCAGCCAAAGUUUUGGGCCAGCAUGAUGGAAGCAGCCAGCUGUCCUGCGGAUUACAUCCCCCCUGAAAUCUUUCAUUUCCGCACCCAGUCGGAUGUCGAGCUUUACGGGAUGGUGUACAAGCCACACGACCUCCAACCUGGCAAGAAGCAUCCCACGGUGCUCUUUGUCUACGGGGGGCCUCAGGUCCAACUAGUGAAUAAUUCCUUCAAAGGGAUCAAGUACCUGCGGCUGAACACGCUGGCGUCCCUCGGCUACGCCGUGGUGGUGAUAGACGGGCGAGGCUCAUGCCAGAGAGGCCUUAAGUUCGAGGGAGCUCUUAAGAAUCAGAUGGGCCAGGUGGAGAUCGAGGAUCAGGUGGAAGGUUUACAUUACGUCGCGGAGAAAUACGGGUUCGUCGACCUCAGCCGCGUGGCCAUCCAUGGCUGGUCGUACGGAGGUUUCCUUUCCCUGGUGGGGCUCAUUUACAAGCCCCACGUUUUCAAGGUCGCCAUAGCAGGAGCCCCCGUCACCGUCUGGAUGGCUUACGAUACCGGAUACACGGAGCGGUACAUGGACGUCCCGGAGAACAACCAGCAAGGCUACGAAGCGGGCUCAGUGGCCCUGCAUGUCGAGAAACUCCCUAACGAGCCCAACCGCUUGCUGAUCCUCCACGGGUUUCUGGAUGAAAACGUGCACUUUUUCCACACCAGUUUCUUGAUCUCCCAAUUAAUCCGGGCUGGGAAACCGUAUCAGCUACAGAUCUAUCCAAACGAACGACACAGUAUUCGUUGCCCUGAGUCCGGGGAGCACUACGAAAUCACGCUGCUGCACUUUCUUCAAGAAUACCUCUGAGAGGGCGGACGGGCCCUUCCCCUCCUGCUUCCCCCCCCGCCCCCACACCUCCACCUCCGCCGUGGACGCCAACAUGGUUCCCGCGCUCUGCUCCCGCUGCUUCUUUUCAGCCACGGGGCAGCCUUCGAACGCAGAGCACAAAAACCGCCUCGGGAGGAGGAGGAGGGGGGGAGGCCCAUCUCUCCUCACGCUGGGCCCUAGGGAGGCCCUUCUGCUUUCCAGAUGGCGCAGCUCUAACCUUUGUUUUUUUUCCAGCCUCUCUUAGGGCUUUUUCUUAUUCUGUCCCCCCACCCAGCCACCCACCCACAACCUCCCCCACCCGUGUCCCCCUUCCCCCAAGUAUUUGCUGCUACUUUCUUUGUGCUGGAAAUAAAAGACGGGCAGUUUUUCCCCUCAUCCCACCUCACCCCUUCGGCUGUCUGUCUGUCUGUCUGUCUCUCUACCUGCUAAGAGUUCUGUGUGUGUCUCCCCGUCCGUCCGUCCGUCCCCCGACCUUCCACCUUGUUGCUGGCUUGGCUCUCCCCGCUUCCCCCGCCUCGGAUGCAGGAGGAGACCCUUUUUCUGACUAGGUGGGCUCAACAGGCAAGGGAAAAGGGGAAGGAAGAGGAAAUGGAGAGAGGGAAAGAGAGAGGGAAAUUGACUGGAACAGGAACUCGGGGGGGGGGUGGAUUGUAAGGGGGCUCUAUUUAUAAGCAUGUGGUGCUGCUGUCUUGGAUCUCCCCCCAUCCUGACCCACCCCUUUCUCCCCUCCCCCACGCCCCCAGCAUGUUUGAAAGGUGCGAGCCAUCCUUGUUUACCUAUCUGGAAACCAGGCAUAACGGUGGCCGAGUUUGGUUUGGGAUUUUAUUUUUAUUUUAUUCUUUUUUCUUUUAACAAAAUUAGCUUUUCUUUAGCCUUCGUGAGAUUAUUUAUGGACGUCUUUUUUUCUUUUUUCUUUUUUUCUUCCUCCCCCUCUUUCUGGUUGUGUCCUAAUCUCCCUCCUUGUCCUGUCUCCAUUGAGGGAGGGGCCCCGGUAAGUUAGGCAUGGCUUCAGUUCUCUGCCGGUCAGCGACUGUAAUUUUUUGGUCCCCCCCGCCCCUCCUCCCCCCUCCCCCCCCAGUUCCAACGGAUGUCGCUUGUUUGUUCUCUUUGCGGUAGCACUCUCUCCUCCGUCUCCCCCGUUGCACCCACUCAACAUAAACGGCGAUCCGGGAAGAGAUCUGAAAGGGGGGGGAGGCUUCGUCUCGCGGUCGCCCCUCUGGAGAAACUCUCGGCCGGCUUGCUCUCCUGCCUCCCUUUUCCCACCCACCCGGCCCGACCGUCUGCUCCUGCUUCCCCCUGGGUGGGGUGAAAUGGAAAGCGAGAAGGAAACGUCGACCUGCCCACAACACGAGGGGGGGGGGAAGGAAAAUCUGAACCACACACACACACACAAAAAAAACAAACAAACCCCCAACUCUCCUCCUCCCCAGUAUCUUUAAGUGCGUAUUAUGAAAAGAAAAUAUUUUUAUGGAUUCUUAUUCUUUUAUAAUUAUGAGUGGUAAGAUGUAGUGACUCAUUAAACUAUUGGAACGAGGCA